Molecule: messenger RNA, 7747 nt
Organism: Synchiropus splendidus (mandarinfish)
Lineage: Eukaryota; Metazoa; Chordata; Actinopteri; Syngnathiformes; Callionymidae
Gene: fam135b
Product: family with sequence similarity 135 member B
Exons: 20
Coding region: 386-4231 (1281 amino acids)
Source: RefSeq, a predicted model, not a curated record
CUUGCAGCAUUGUACGGCAGCGGCAGGACACACGGCGUCUGACGAUUAAUGUUCCACUUAUGAAACUAAAGAUAAUCUCUGCGUUUUUGCGCCGAGUGCGCUGCCAACGCCGGGAGCCUUCUCGGAGAGAUUACGCGACAGACGCUGUCGCUCUUUCCCCAAAUGCAAAUCCUCGUCAGGAUAGAGAGACCUUGAUGAAGAGAGAGAGGGGGACUGCAGUACACGCUAGGUCUGGAGGAAUAACCAUGGCAACUGCAGCAGCAGCAGCAGGAGAAGCGCUGCUAUAAACAUUGCCAACUGCGCAUUAUAUAGACGAGGAGCGAUUUACGGAGCAAAGGCGGGAUCCUGACUUCAUCACUGCUAAGGUGAUGAGUGCGUCUAGAUCAUGUCUGAAGUACAGGGAACACUGGAGUUUUCUGUAGAGCUGAACAAGUUUCACAAUGUGGAUCUCUUUCAACGAGGGUUCUACCAGAUACGAGCAGGAUUGAUGGUCUCUCCGCGGGUGACGCACAGAUUAAUUGUGACAACGAAUGACAACUCAGGAGGAUGCAGCUUCAACUCUGCUGGUGUCUACGACAGCACUGUGUUCAGCCGGAUAUUUCAGAUCCUUUACCGCAACGAGGAGAUCACAGUGAACGACUGUAUGAUCUUCAAAGUCCACCUGCUGCUGGAUACUGAGAAGGUGGAGGAAACCCUAAGUGAGGUCGACUUCCAAUUAAAACUAGACCUUCACUUCACUGACGAUGAGCAACAGCUAGCCGAUGUUGCUGCCGUCCCUCAGAUCAGCAGUCGGACGCUCAACCUUCACUUUCAUCCACGGAGAGGACUGCACCAUCAUGUGCCAGUCAUGUUUGACUACUUCCACCUGUCAGUCAUAUCUGUGUCCAUCCAUGCUUCACUGGUUGCCUUACACCAGCCGCUUAUCAGCUUUGCACGGACAGGGAAAGGCUCCUGGCUGGGCAAGGAGUCAUCGGAAAGGACAAGCGAGUCAUUGGCUGUCUCUGAAGAAAACCUUAUGUUUGUAGCCAGCUACUGCAAACCGGUCCUCUCUGAGGGAAGCUUUUAUGUGCCCAGUGAAAACUGCUUGGAGAGAGCGCAAGUGUGGCACCGCAGGCUCUGUCGCCUCCUAGUGGUUGCUUAUAGGAGCCUGUACACUUACCACAUCGCGCUGAUGAAGGAGAUCCCUCAGCUUCAACAGACACUGCUGGAUGCAGAUGCUCUGCCUGUUGAAGAAACUCUCAACGCACUGACAUCAAAGCUACAGCUGCAGGAGGGUCAAGAGAAGGUGGGAGAGCAGAUCAGCCGUGAUGUGAGCAGACUGUGCUCCCAGCUCGCUGCACUCUGGAUUCGCUUCCUGCAGAUGGCAGUGCUGAACCCCCACAUCCACUCCUACUUGGCACAGGAGCACCACACACUCAGGGUCAGACGAUUCUCAGAGGCAUAUUUCUUUACAGAACACCCUAAAAAGAUGUGUCUUACUUUUCAAGAAGAGCUUAUCAACAGGCAAGGACAGAUUGCUACAGAGGUGCGGUGCUCCCACUACCUGACCAAGAUGCCUCCUUUAACUGUUGAGUGCCUGGACAUUGAUGGAGACUGCAACAGUCUGCCGAUCAUCUUUGAAGACCGAUACGUAGAGUCUCCUCAGACUGUGAAAGAAACCCAUGUGCCAAACUCUGAAACCACUGAUCCCCAGAAACAUACGCAGACUGACAGGAACAGCAUUUUUGAAGGCAGAGACUGGGCGGCGUCACCAGCAAUAUCACGAGAUGCACCGGACAGUGAUGACCACAUGGACCUGCCCAGUUAUGUGUCACCCAUUGCCAAACAAAGGUCAAACCUUCCAAGUACUGAGAUCAUCUUUCACCAUGAUGCUGCUGUUAAUGGCACUGCUACUUCUGUGAAGAAAGUGAGUGAAGAUCAGGACUCAAUGGGAAAUGACAGUAAUUUGAGUCUGGAGAGCAUUUCACUGAGAACAAUGGAUAUUAAAGCAUGUCCAGAGGACAGCGAUAGCAGCAGUACACAGUCCCCGCCUCUUCAUGAAAAAACAGAGGGAAGAAAAGAUCAAGUGAAGCAGCAUAGUGAUGACAAUGGAGGUAUUGUGAAGCCUUUGACUCACCGGGAUGUUGAAAAUCUUCCUGACAAACUGUCAGCCAGUGCACCCCGCCUGGCAUCAUGCUCCCCAGGUGGUCUCAGAAGAGACCUGGUUCUCCACGGAGGUCUGGUCAGCUCAAAGAUCAUGAAGCGCUCGUCCUCAGUUAUUUCCGACUCAGGUAUUGAAAGUGAACCCAGUUCUGUUGUAUUGCCGGUCGAGAUGGCUUCACAAGGCAAACCCCUCCUUGACUUCUCCAGUGACAGGGAGAUUCCAUAUCAAAUUGCCUGCCCCCACUCAGUCCAUCGAAGUUCUCUAGAGGGUCUGCGAAUGGAGAGCAACUGCAGUCUUCCCAGUGGAGGAAUACAGGCGUCACUGACUUCUAUCAACUCUCUUCCCUAUGAGGACGAUCAACAGGUGAGGCAGCGGAGUACGCUGACCAAGUCUCUGUCUGCACCACAGAUAAGUAGCCCAGAAGACAAUGAAGGGCUAAACGAUACUCUUCAACUCAAAGCAGAUGACUCGGUGAAACAACAAGAUUCAUCUCGUCCUCUGAGCAGACAGGCUGACUGUGAUGCUUGGGCAGGCGAUUCGAAUCCCGACCAAAGUCAUUUUGAAACCCGGCUACAGAGCGUCAUCGGCUCAUGUUCUGUCCAAGAAUCAGCAGAACCCAUUUAUCAGGUCUCUGAUGACCAGAAGGUCUGUCCUCCAGCCUUGCUUAACAAUAUCCAUCUUGUGGAUUCAACGCCCUGCAGCUAUGAUCGUUCAGUUGUCUACAAGCUGGCGAAUCCUUUGCAAACACCUUUGGACUCCAACACCAACAACGGCCCAGACGGCACUGGUGGGGUGCAUCAAGUUCUCGGGUCAACAGACAGUGACGCUACAAUUGCGGUGGAAUUCCCUGGAAUACUCUCCAGUGAGACUGAGACUGCAGAUUUCCCGACAAAGCCCUCAAAAAUCCCAAAUUCUGGUCUGGCCUUCGUCAACAAGAAGAUGGUGGAGGUUGUCAAUAUGUCUGUGUCCUGUGCCCCGACGUGUCUUCCUUUUUCUUCAGUUCUGAGGGACUCAACAUCAAUGAGUGGGAUAUCUACCCGGCAGACCACCUCGCCAAUCACACACCAACCCCUGGGCUCGUUCGGUAUCAUUUCCUCCACUUCACUGAGUCCUCUGGGCAUGGACCACGAGACCAAUGAACAGAUUUUAAACUUCUACAAAGCCAAAGAGGAGAUGUUUGAGCAGUUGAGCUUUCGUGCCAACGUAUACAGCGAUCUUCCCCUCCUGGCUUCUGAAUUGCCCUACUUCCCUCCCGAAGAGGACGAUGAGGAGUUUGAUGGGAUACACCUUGUCGUGUGUGUCCACGGACUGGAUGGAAACAGCGCGGACCUUCGGCUGGUGAAGACUUUCAUUGAGUUAGGUUUGCCGGGAUCCAGGUUGGACUUUCUAAUGUCUGAACGGAACCAGACGGACACGUUUGCUGACUUUGACACGAUGACAGACAGAUUGUUGGAUGAGAUCGUCCAGCAUAUUCAGCUCUACAACCUCACCAUAGGAAGGAUAAGCUUCAUCGGCCACUCUCUGGGGAACAUCAUCAUCCGCUCGGUGCUGACGAGGCCUCGCUUUCGCUGCUAUUUGCCCAAGCUUCACACGUUCCUCUCGCUUUCUGGCCCUCACUUAGGAACCCUUUUCAACAGUAGCACGCUCGUCAGCACAGGUCUGUGGUUGAUGCAGAAGCUGAAGAAGUCUGGGUCUUUGCUGCAACUCACCUUCAGAGACCACGCUGAUCCCAGACAGACGUUUCUCUACCUUCUGAGUCAGAAACCAGGUCUCCAGUUCUUCAAGAAUGUGGUGUUAGUGGCAUCUCCACAGGAUCGUUAUGUCCCUUUUCAUUCUGCCAGAAUAGAGAUGUGUCGCACUGCUCUCAGGGACAGGACCACAGGGCCGGUAUACACGGAGAUGAUCAACAACCUCCUGAAGCCACUGGUGGAGGCAAAAGAGUGCCGGCUCAUCCGUCAGAACGUGUUCCAUGCGCUGCCCAACACCGCCAACACUCUGAUCGGCCGCGCCGCUCACAUUGCUGUCCUGGACUCCGAACUCUUCCUGGAGAAGUUCUUCCUAGUGGCUGGGCUGGACUACUUUAAAUGAAGAACUGGAAUGCAUUACUUUGUUUAUAACAUCCUAAAAGCGUGUAUACUUCUCUGUAAACAGCUUGAAAUUUUCAACUGACUGAACUCCUAGAUGUGAGUUUAGUGUGUAGCCAUGCAAGCAGGUCCUCUAACAGAGGUUGUAGAUGACUUAUGAUGAGCCUUAUGACUAAUCACCCAGAACUAACCCAUGCUAUUUGUGGUGUGAAACUCUAAAAAUAUCUCCCUUUAGACUUGGUUUGGAUCUGUGUGUGUGUGUGUGUGUGUGUGUGUGUGUGUGUGUGUGUGUGUGUGUGUGUGUGUUUGUGCGUGUGCGUGUGUGUGUGUGUGUGCUGGUCAAAACCCUAAAGGCAAUAGAUGCGCAGAAUCAUUCUCCCUCUAUUGUACAGUUGUAGAAAAAUGCUGUUUCUAUACAAAAAUAUAGACUCAACUUAUUUAUUUUUUAAUCUGCUUCUCUCUGUACAGUGUAACUAAUCUACCGACUGGGAUAUACUGUCUGAUAUAGUCAUAAUAUAGGGCAAAUUGCUGUUUUUAUAGUAGAAAAUAUAACCACACCUUGUAGCUGAUUUCAUACCACGCCUCAGUUUUCUUCAUCUUUUCAAUAUCAACCCUGAUCAGCUGAGUUCUUCAACUUACGACACCAAAGAGAAGGUCCUACUCUGAAUAGGUCAAAUCACAUUAUACAUGUUUCCAUCCUGUUCCACUCUAGCCUUGAUGUCAGCCUGACUGUCUCACCUGACUAAGACAGUCUGCGACACUUGGAUCCAGAAGCUGAAUGAAAAUUACUAAAGAGCUGUUUUUAUCAUUGACAUUUUCUGACUAAGAGGCUUCUUUUUUUGGUUAAAUAUACAAUCCUGAAUUCAUAAAAUCCAAUCUAUUUUCACUUAUACCUCACAGUGGUCAGAAAGUGUCUGAUGGUCAAAGACAAGGGUGACACCAGGACAGGUUCCUUGUCUGUCUGGAAAUGAAAAGAUGAGACACUAUUUUUUAUUUUUCAUUAAUGACGUAUAUAGUAUAAUGCGAUUCAUUGCAACACAAUUCAACUCACCGGUUUCUUUCACCCCAGCAGGAGGUAGUGGAUUAGGAGGGGAAGGUGGUCUGUGAGUGCGGUGGAAGAACUAAAAUGUUGACUCCGCUGCUCAAUGUUCCGUACUACACUUUGAUACUAACUACUGAUUAAAUACCGUAUUACUGAUACGCGCGUGUGUGUAUUGCAGUGGAGCUGGAGUUCAUCCAGUGCAGUCCGACGCUCCAUGGUGCAGAGCAGGCAUGAUUAUUCCAAUUCUAAUGUCAGUCUGUUUUCUGAAGCGCUGCCUUCACGCUCAUUUUCUCCUGUCAUGUUGCGGAGAGCCAUCAUCAUGCCAUAUCGUUCUGUCCAUCACGUCGCGUGCACAUGUGACAUGUAAGGAAAUAACCAAGGCGUCUGCACAUGUGAUGUCACCUUUCAGCCAGCAGCUUUGUAUUUACAUCUGUUCUAGUGUGGCAUGUAAUUGCUCCUACCUCACUUGUGAAGGUGUCCUGCUCUCGCUGUAAUCGUUUUCCUCGUUUGUCAGUCACUGUCUUGUCAACCUUUGUGUUGUCUUCACCUGUCAGAGAACAAACGCUGAUGUGUGAAAGUGCUUUUUAGCCACAUAGAGGCAAGUGUUACUCUGACCUCAGAGGCUGUCACAUUAUGUAUUCUGCUCGGCACCGGGUGAGGUUCUUCGUCAGCUGGUGAUUCUUGACGCUGUAUUGUGCGCCUCUGUUGCUUUUGUGUACCAGACAUGCACUGGUACUAUUUUGUGAGUAUUACUUGACAGUAAUACACAUUCAAAUGUUCAAAUUUGUCUUGAUUCUAAUGCAAUACCUGCACUUUCUAUUAACAUAACAAAAAUAAAUAUCUAACCACAAAAAAGACUGAAAAAAAAAAGAUCUUAACUGAAAAGCUGCUUAUAAAAAAUUGAUUUAAGGAACAACGGUAAUUUCUUUUGAUUUAAAAGCAUAUGUACAAAGGAACCAGAAAAUUAAAAAAACACCCCUGAUUCAUAUAUUGAGAGAACAGUCCAGCUAACAUCACUAAAAAAACACAUAAAAAUAAAAAUCCAGAUAUUUCAAUUGGUGUGGAGUUAAGGUAGAUAUAAGUAAUUAAAGACAACAAAUGUUGAACAUUCUGAUCAGUUUUUGUGAUGAAAACAUUUUUUAAUAAUUGAAAAAAAAACUCCAUUUGACUUACGAUAGAAAUGAAUUAAUCUAUUGAGCCUCCUUUAGCAGGUUGCAAUGAACGGUCGACAAAACUGGAAACUGUCAAGCCUGUGUGAGAGAAGAUGUUGGAGAUUAGCGUGUUGUUGUAAUGUCUGUUGUCAUCAUCUUGUUGUUGCUCGUUGUGUUGUCAUACCAGAUGCCAUCACUAACACCACCUGUUGCAGAAAAAGUCAGAACAAGGCUGCUGACUUGCCUGGAGUCUGAAUUAUUAUACAUUGAAUGGAUGUUUGUAAUGGGCCUGGUGAGUGAAUGUACACUGCCACAGUCAGAGGUUUAGACUCACCUUAGACUACUAGGUUCUAUAUUGUAGAUACCGAAGACAUCAAAUGUAUGAAGGAAAUAUGAUAUUAUGUAGCAAACAAACAAAAACAACUUUGAUCACUAAAUAUGAAGCUCAUCGUGGGAAUGCCAUGAGUGUGCAAAGCAGUCGUCACAGCAAUUGGUGUCCGCUUUGAACAGUCUAGAAUAUGAAACAUGUUUUGAGUCAUUUCACUCUUCUUUGUUUACUGCGAAAUUCCACGUGUUCAUUCAUAGUUUUGAUGCCUUCAGUGAGGAUCUGCAGUGAAAAUACCCCUGAAGUCAUGAAAAUGAAGAACCACUCAGUGAGGAGGUUCGUCCAAACUUGUGACUGGUGGUGUGUUGAUGGUGAAUGUAGUGAACACUGCAAUACGAUUAAAGCAGCUGCCAGUUAGUUACUCAAAAGCCAGACACGUCAUAAAGGAGGAAGGUUUUCGCUUACAAAUGAUCAGUCUCAGGCAUUUCCCCACAUAUCACACACACUCUAAUGUCAAAUGAACUCUGUGUUCAGGUCAGUAGCUAGCUAAACUAGUUAACAAACUACUGUUGGCUUCGCUAGUAUUGUGUGUGAAGCCACCCUGAUAGACAACGUUGACCUAAAGAUGGUGUGUUCCGCCAGAACAAACGGUUUUCGUUGUUUGAUGGGUGUGAAGGUUAUUCUGCUGCAGCUGUCAUCAUAUUACAGUGACCCUUGAGGCAGUCUCUGAAAUGGGUGACUUCUCUAUCUGAUCGUACUUGACUUCCGAGCGUGUUUGUCUGCCAGUACAGGAGCAGGUGCAAAACAGGAUGGGCAAUCUAAAUGAACAGUUUCCGUACUCCCAUGAUAUCUUUCUGUACAAGAUGUGUGAGGAAAGAUGCUCCCAUUUGAAUGUCCUUGCGUGUUUGAGCAUCUUUUUUCCCCCUUCCAGUCCUCGGUUAUUCACUGGAUGUAGAAUAUACAGACAAUAUACAAUAUUACUUCAUCUGUGCCAAUGACACU